ACCUCCGGACAUACACCGUAAACUGUACUCUAUACCACCUGUCCGUCCUGUGUCUUUUGCGUGUCGAUUCCAGGGCUGCAUAAAUGCGUCGUCCAUUCAAGGCAUUUCGUGCGCCGUUUGCAGCGGAACACUGACACAAACUCUGUCAGACGCGGACGAACUUCUAGUGGACCGAACUCAACUCGGGUUAGCCGCAGUAACAUCGCUAUGACAAUACACGGAAAAGAAGCUUGGCGAGAUGUGCCACGCAUUGCCUACGAGUUGCGCUUCUUCGAGAUAUAAAGCAGGCGGUCGGCCCAACUUGCCGUUCAUGAGCGAUCCAGUUCUCAGUACCUCAACAUUGAUCAAGACGUCAAUCCAAUCUCAAAACCAUCCUUAAUAUGCCCGUCUUUCAAAACGAGCGCGACCGCGCCAGCCUCUUUUACCGCUACUACAUCCCCUCUUCGUCCCCUCACCGACCGGCAUCGACCGUUGUGCGCCAGCCGCUGACGCUCGUCUUCCUGCAUGGCUGGCCCAUGUCCUCGCGCAUGUACGACCAGUUGAUUGUACCGCUGGUUGAGACACACCGCUUCCCCGUCAUUGCGCCGGAUCGGCGCGGGUUCGGCAACAGCGACUGGGCGACCUCCCUCACGGGCGAGGUGACCUUCGACACCUUCGUCGAGGACGCCGUGGCCCUGCUCGAGCAUGUGAUGCAGAGGAAUCCCGGGCCUUUCGUCUUCGUGGGCGCGAGCAUGGGCACAGCCGAGUCGGUUCUCGCCCAUUCAGCCAGCGAGUUCCUGAGGGAGCAUUGCAGGGGCUUCGUCUGGAUCGGGCCCAACAUGCCGUACCCCGUCCGCUGUGACGAGUCCCCUGAGGCCAUGGAAGCAGAACAGUGGGAGGGGCUCAUCCAGUCCUUCCGCGGAGCCGGCGGCAAAGAUUUCAUCCUCGAGGCAAUUCCAGGCGUCUUCCGCUUGGACCUGGGCAACACCGUCGGCCAGAGCACCCUGCGGUUUUUUGAGCGGCUUGUGUGGCAGGUCGAUCCGGUCGCCCUGGAGCGGACAGCGGUCAUCCUCCAAAAGUCCAUGGGGGCAGAGCUCAAGGAAAUGGCCAAGGUCGCUGCUGCCGAUGAAAAGAAUAAGGUGCCCAUCUUGAUCCUCCACGGCGAUUCCGACGCUGGCAUGCCGCUCAAGACAAGCGCGGCCGUAGUCCACGAGUUGCUCCCCUGGUCGCAGCUGAAGGUGUACGAGAAGGCCGGGCAUGGUAAGUUUCUUUCUCCCGACACAAUACUACGCGAUAAAGAGGCCUAGGAAGCUGACGGAGCUUGUAGGGCUCUAUCUGACACAUACUGAGCAAGUGCUCGACGACAUUCUUGCUUUCUUGGAGCCGAUUGCUGCUCGGGAACGUCAAUAAAAUGGCG
Molecule: messenger RNA, 1396 nt
Organism: Parathielavia appendiculata
Lineage: Eukaryota; Fungi; Ascomycota; Sordariomycetes; Sordariales; Chaetomiaceae
Product: alpha/beta-hydrolase
Exons: 1
Coding region: 381-1286 (301 amino acids)
Source: RefSeq, a predicted model, not a curated record